Phytophthora infestans T30-4 is the source of this 1155-nucleotide messenger RNA. RefSeq names its product C2 domain-containing protein, putative. The transcript is spliced from 4 exons. Gene Ontology annotation, biological process: positive regulation of gene expression. The coding region runs from base 1 to 1155 and encodes 384 amino acids. The record is from RefSeq and is a predicted model, not a curated record. NCBI's taxonomy places the organism in Eukaryota, Oomycota, Peronosporomycetes, Peronosporales, Peronosporaceae.
AUGGGCCAAGCACCUUCCGGCGCCAAGAGCGGGCGGCCCGCCUUGACGCAUUCGACGCCCACCUUGUUCCCAUUGCCGUCCGAUGAAUCCGAUCUCCCCGACAACGCCGUCCUCGAUGUAGAGCUCGAGAUCGUGUCCGCAAAAGACAUCAUUGCAGGCGACUAUUUAGGCGUCACGGCUCUUCUGAAGGGCCAAUUGAGCUCUAGCGACGCGUACGCAGUGAUCGAAGUGGACGGCCACAAAGUGGCCUGGACACAUCCAGUCUUUUCCACUCUGGAACCUGUUUGGAACGAGAAAUUCUUCUUUAAGAACGUCCGGCCCGACUCCUUGUGCAAGCUCUACUUGUUUGACAAGGACGUGAAUACCGAUGACGAGCUGGGAGAGACGCAGUUCACAGCGGCCAACACGGACGGCACCGUGUCAACGUUCGAGCUGGCCAUUUAUCUCCAUGGCCGAAGUGCCGGCACAAUUGUCGUCAAGUACGGCCCUGUGCGUUAUUCGGUACACUCGAGUGUGACUGCUGGACUGAUGACCAUGUCCACGUCGAACGAGGCCAGGAUCGAGUCCCUGGCGUAUCAUAUUCAGUUGCAUAAUAUCCACCAAUUUUUGCCAACGGAGCACGAGUGGAACAAGGAUUAUCCGACAAUUCAACGGAUUUUCUCUCCCGAUUAUCCAGGGUCACCAGUGUUGCGUCAGGCCAUCAUGACGCAACACGCCGUGAUCUACACCCAUGGGCCGAUGAACACCAAGUACGGCGCCAUCUCGUCGCCGCGGGAGUUCUUCAAGCUGAUUCAUGAUGGCCGGCGACAGGAUAAAGCAGUGCUGUUCACCUACGUCAUCACCAAGAACGGCUGGUAUUUCUCCGAGACUGGUGCUGCGUUUUUCAAGGAUAUGUUGUCCAAGCACAUGUUGCACUCGGGUGCUGCGUUCUCGGUCUUGUAUGCUGGCGAGUCUCGAGUGGAUAACUACUUGUUUGGAGAACCAAAGCUCGUUAUUGACAACGAUAGUGGCACGUAUGCACCACCGAAAGAGGAUCUGCCACAACUUAAGGCACUUAUGGAGGAUAACUUCCCUGGAAUGACAGUCGAGGCGUUGAAUCGCGAAAACGAAGAGCAGCAGAAGACACGCAAGGAGAUUUUGGGCUCGUGGAUGUGA